UUCACUUGAAGCUCAUUGUCACCAUGUUCAAAAUUUACCAUUUUAUGUUUCUCGUGUUUGGGGGGUUGGCCAUGGUGCGAGGUUCGCCCAUAGCAGAUGCCUCCAAUGAGAACAAGCUGACGGUAAAAAUCGAUGGUCUGGGUGCCAUCAGAGGGAAAAGUAUGAAAACUGCUGAAACAAUUGUUAGCCCUGGAAGGAACGUUGUGAGCUUCACAGGGAUACCGUAUGGCACCAUCCCCAAGCGGUUUUCACCCGCCGAGUUGAGGGUCCCCUUGACGCCCUCGACUGAAGACGUGUUUGACGCAACGCAACCUCAGCUGGCGUGUUGGCAGGUGGCAAGCCCUCUCGUUCCUGGACCGUUUACAGAAGAUUGUUUAUCCCUUAACAUUUAUACGCCAAAGGUUUCACAUGGAAAUGGUCAGCCGACUUUACCAGUCAUAUUCUUUAUUCAUGGCGGGUCAUUCGUUCGCUGGUCCGGAAAUAUGUUUGAUGGGCGUCGCCUAUUAAAUAAAGAUGUCGUCGUUGUGACCAUCAAUUAUCGAUUGAACAUUUUCGGCUUUUUCUGUUUGGAAAAUGACCAGGGGCCAGGAAAUUUGGGAUUGUAUGAUCAAGUGCUUGCCCUCAACUGGGUAAAAAAAUACAUCGAGCAUUUUGGUGGAGAUCCAAACAAGAUCACGAUUGCUGGGCAGAGCGCAGGGGGUGCAUCAGUCACGUUUCUUUUAGACAGUCCAAUGACUUCAAACAAUGGCUUGUAUCACGCAGCUAUCACCUCAAGCGGUGAUGACCUAGCUGGUUGGACAAUUCAGGCAAAGCCACGGAAUGUGAGUUUAGAAGCUGCCGCAGUGAUUGGAAAAUGUUACAAUAAAGAUACAGCAAGCAAUGACGAUGAGACCCUUCAAUGCUUAAGAGGCAUUCCACCCGCAGACCUUAUUUGGUUUAAUUCCACCUUUAAUGGUUUUGCUGCACCGUCUGUCCAAAGCUUUUCCUUAUCCAUCCCAAAAGUAACCCCUGUGAGUCCGUACGUAGCUCUAGCGACGAAUGGGGCACAGUCGCAAGUACCUUUGAUGAUUGGAUCAAACAAGAAUGACGGUUCGAUAUUUUUGUCCAGAAUCUAUUCCUCCUUUCUUCUCCCCAAUGGAUUGGCCAAUAAUGCAACCUACUUAAAAACGCAGUUUGUCUCAGACUUACUCAGCUCCACAAAUUUUGGAAUUGUUGACCGUCCCCUGGGGAUCCUUGACACUGUGGUCAAUACUUACUUGGGUAGCUCAAAAAAUACUGGAGUGUUCAGUGACAUCGCUCCCGGUCUUGUUGAUAUCUUCAGCGUGUUUUAUUUUAAAUCUGCUGUUUUUGCGACUGCCAAAGGACACUCCAAGUUCGCCGAUACCUAUGUCUACUCCUUCGACUACGAAGGAGUACAAACGCUGUAUCCCUACACUGGAGGAGUCCCACAAGUUCCACGCGGAGUUGCUCACAUCGAUGAUCUAAUGUACUUGUUCUUCUUUGGAGAUUUCACGUCAUUACAGGAUAAGCUCAUGUCAACGAUGAUGGUGGACUUUUGGACUAAUUUUGCAACUACUAAGAAUCCUAAUGGGAAAUCACCACUCGUAAAAAAAUGGCCAAAGUUCACCGUGGACGGUGGAGAGUUUUUUAAAAUAAACACAAUUCCAUCCGUCGGAUCCGAUUAUGUUAACUACUGGGUGGAUGCUACUGAUUAGAUCGAUUAGUUUCUGAGGAAUUAACAUUUAAUCAAGUGUUUUUCUCAUUAAUUAAAAAAAUAAAUUCUUGCAACAGUAUUUUUUUACUUGCUAUA
Molecule: messenger RNA, 1810 nt
Organism: Folsomia candida
Lineage: Eukaryota; Metazoa; Arthropoda; Collembola; Entomobryomorpha; Isotomidae
Product: carboxylesterase 5A
Exons: 11
Coding region: 24-1715 (563 amino acids)
Source: RefSeq, a predicted model, not a curated record